Molecule: messenger RNA, 600 nt
Organism: Penicillium samsonianum
Lineage: Eukaryota; Fungi; Ascomycota; Eurotiomycetes; Eurotiales; Aspergillaceae
Exons: 3
Coding region: 1-600 (199 amino acids)
Source: RefSeq, a predicted model, not a curated record
AUGAGCUCAAUGGAAGAGAAGUCAUUUCAUAGGGAAAGCCCGAUAAAGGCUGUUGUGGGGGAAAGCAAGACCAUUUUCUAUGUCCAUCCCGGUGCUCUGAUCCAAGGCACAUAUGCGUUGACCGCCAGGGUGACUGGGUCGUGGAAAACUGCCGGACAAGACUCAUUGGACUGGUCCGAUUUCGAUGAAGAAACUAUCCAUUGUGCCCUGAAGUUUUGCUAUGAUCAGAAUUACACUGUCCCACGGGGAUCGAAUUCGAGCAAAGGGGUACCAGCGAGACAAGAACCGGAACAGUCAUCUGCCGAACACAAUGCUCGGUCCGAGUCUUCACUGAUUCCUCCAAGCCACAUGGGGGAUGCUAUGGUUCUGCAUGCGAAGGUCUACUCAUUCGCUCAUCGUUAUCUUGUGAGGGACCUGCAACACUAUGCCCUUGUUCAAAUGAAGGGUUGUUUUGGGCCUUUUCUCAAAGAGUACAAUAGGCCAAGGAGUGUCUAUCUGGCAGAUACAAUUCGGAUUAUCUAUGGCUGUACCCCCCGGUCCGACGCCACCAUGAUGGAUCCUGCUCGCUAUGCGAUGCGAUUUUGUCGCCACCUCCCAUAA